Messenger RNA from Crotalus tigris (Tiger rattlesnake), 1817 nucleotides. It is a transcript of the gene ZNF395, whose product is annotated as zinc finger protein 395. Lineage: Eukaryota; Metazoa; Chordata; Lepidosauria; Squamata; Viperidae. Gene Ontology annotation, molecular function: RNA polymerase II cis-regulatory region sequence-specific DNA binding; DNA-binding transcription factor activity. Bases 252 to 1817 code for a protein of 521 amino acids. The record is from RefSeq and is a predicted model, not a curated record. Gene Ontology annotation, cellular component: nucleus. Gene Ontology annotation, biological process: regulation of transcription by RNA polymerase II. The transcript is spliced from 10 exons.
GAAUCGGGGGCGCUGCAGCCGCUUGGAAAGAGGCCCGAAAAGCCCAGGCAGCGGGGACCGGCAGUGCAAACGGAGUGGGUGUGUGCGCGCGCAACCUGCCACGGGCCGUGCAUUCUCGCUGCCGCGCGGUUUGCGGGCAGAUCUUGUUCUAUCCGCUUCCUCGGCAAACCCGAACCAAACUUCGUGGAUCUCGCUUGAUCUCCUCCACCCGGUUUAGGAAUUGCUUCCUGGCUGAAAAAGGUGUGUCCGUGAUGGCGAGUGUGCUGUCCAGGAGGCUGGGGAAGCGGUCCCUGUUGGGCGCCCGCAUUUCUGCACCCCCUUUGCUGGGGGAUGGGAUGCUUAUGACAACUCAAGUUCAUCCCCUGCAGCCGGAACACAACAGAGCAUCCUCACAUCAGAGCACUCUUUCAUAUGAGGAUGGCCACUUCAAGGAACAUGCUGAAGACUCUGGCAAUCAGAACCAAAAUUGGCCAGUGCUGCAACUUGGCCAGAAGGUGUAUGUCUUUUACAACGGGCAAGAGAGUGCUGGGCUGGUGGAAUACCAUGACCUGGUCAGUCACGAAGUAAAGGUGUUGCUCCCAGAAAAAGGGUUUUAUGUCACUAGAAAAACUGAGGAAGUGAGACUGGCUGAAGUUGAGAUGUCACCUCUUCCCAAACUGGAGAUGGACCAAGGAACCCCUACAACAAUGGAUUAUAAUCCGGUUCCUGUGGUGAUGAAGCAUUGCACAUCUGCAGCAGACAUUGCUGUGACAUCUAGUUUGAGAUCGGUUUCUAGGAAUAUUGAUGUACCAAAAAGGAAACCAGAUGCUGCAGUGGAGAUGGAUGAGAUGAUGGCAGCAAUGGUGUUAACCAGCUUAUCCUGUAGCCCUGUGGUGCAGAGUCCCCCUAACAAUGAAGCCAGCAUCUCAGCAUCCCAAGCAAUCUGUGAUGCCUGGAAAGAGAGCGGUGACAUGUCGGAUGGUGGGAGCAGUACUACAAGCGGGCACUGGAGUGGCAUUUCCACCCCUUCUCCCCCACACUCAGAGGCCAGCCCCAAGUACACAAACGAGGCCUUCAGUUCUCCUCGGGCUGAUGAUGGUUUUGAAACGGACUCGGAUCCCUUUCUUUUUGAAGAGCCUGCUCCGAGGAAAAGGAAGAACUCAGUGAAAGUGAUGUACAAAUGCUUGUGGCCCAGCUGUGGCAAAGUCCUUCGCUCCAUUGUUGGGAUUAAGAGACACGUGAAGACUCAGCAUCUGGGAGAUGGUGCCAACUCUGACCAGAGAAAACGGGAAGAGGAUUUCUACUACACUGAGAUGCAAGUGAAGGAGGAGGCACUUCUGGAAUCUUCAGUAGUUGUUCCCAAUCCCACUGCAGGUUCCUCUCCUAUUGUCAUCCAACAGGCUGCUUCUCAGCCAGGGGCUCUCAUUCUGGAUCGAGCAACCCCUCUGGAGCCUCAUCUACCCAGCAGUGCCCUCAGCCAGUCGGCCCCCAGUUCUUUCUGGCACAUCCAGGCUGACCAUGCAUACCAGGCUCUGCCAUCUAUUCAGAUUCCUGUAUCCCCGCACAUAUUCACCAGCAUUAGCUGGGCUGCUGCAACCUCAACCAUCCCCACCCUCUCAUCGGUUCGAAGCCGGUCUUUGAGUUUCAGUGAACAACCACCCCCACCUCCAGUGCUGAAAUCCCAGCUGAUUGUUGCAUCCCCCCCAAGAGCAUCCAGUGGCACUAGGAAAGUCCGUGGCGAAGCCAAGAAGUGCCGCAAAGUUUAUGGCAUCGAGCACCGAGACCAGUGGUGCACAGCCUGCCGGUGGAAAAAAGCAUGCCAGAGAUUUUUGGACUGA